Molecule: messenger RNA, 10029 nt
Organism: Gambusia affinis (western mosquitofish)
Lineage: Eukaryota; Metazoa; Chordata; Actinopteri; Cyprinodontiformes; Poeciliidae
Gene: kat6a
Product: K(lysine) acetyltransferase 6A
Exons: 17
Coding region: 947-7660 (2237 amino acids)
Biological process (GO): regulation of DNA-templated transcription; nucleosome assembly
Cellular component (GO): MOZ/MORF histone acetyltransferase complex; nucleosome
Molecular function (GO): histone acetyltransferase activity; DNA binding
Source: RefSeq, a predicted model, not a curated record
UGUUCCCCCCUCCCCCAACAGCCGUGCUCCUAUUUCACUCAAAGAUGGCGUCGGCUCUAGAGCCCCUGGUCCUCUGGCUGCAUUUUUAGCCUUGUUGUUGUCUUCGUUCCCCACGGUUCUGGCACCUUCUUCGCAGCGGCUCGACACGAAAUUCCGUUUUUAUCAGCUAUUGAGGCACAGUGGACGUGAAGGUGAUCAAAGCUGACUUCUCCCCUGUGGAGGGAAAUUUCCUCCACUCCACAGAUGAGAAUCCCACAUCAGUGAAAGAAGAACAAGUGGAGACAAGAGAAGAAGAAGAAAAAAACAGGGAUUUGGAGCUAUCUACUCUGCUUCCUUCCUCUCUUUACAUUGUAACACUAAUCUCAUGUUCAGGAGACCUUGAUCGAAUCUGUCAACUCGCACUACGACGUGUUUACUUCACCGCUGGCAGAAAACAGACUUUUUUAACACUUUAACAGAAGAAGGACUUUAUUUUUGUGACUGUGAGCGCUACCCCCUAAAUUAAGAAAUCAACCAGUUUUUUUGUUGUUGUAUUUUUUUUUUUUUUUUUUUUGGCUCUGUGGGAGUUUCAUUUCUAAAGAUCUGUUGCUCUUUCCACUUCCUCCUGCUUCCUGCCAGGCACGCUCACCUGGUUAGGAGUGGGCGGCAGGUGGACCGUAUUUUACCAGGCAGCGGGUCGGCUCGGGGGAGAUUGUGCUAUGAUCAACAGCUCCUUUCCGCGUUGCUCAUACUCGGCUUCUGAGGGACUCUCUGUGCGGCCCCAGGACAAGGGAUAGUAAGCUGGUUGAGGACGAAGAAGAGGCGGCGGCGCUUCGGCGCAGGCCAGGCAUUUACUUGGCUCACGGCUAUCUAUUAUUUUAUUGGUAUUUUUGUUAUUGUUGCUGUUUUUCGUUUGUGGUCCGUGCGGUAAGGCCUCUGGGCCACUGCAUCUGCCCAGGCUGCAGCUAUGGUGAAGCUGGCCAACCCGGUUUACACCCAAUGGAUCCUAGAGGCCAUCAAGAAGGUCAAGAAGCAGAAGCAGCGACCGUCGGAGGAGCGCAUUUGCAAUGCGGUGUCGAUGUCCCACAGUUUGGACCGCAAGACCGUUCUGGAGCAGCUGGAGCUCAGCGUCAAGGACGGCACCAUCCUUAAGGUCACCAACAAGGGCCUCAACUCCUACAAAGACCCAGACAACCCUGGGCGCUUGUCUCUGCCGAAGCCAAAAGGCGGUGGCGGUGGUGGUGGCGGCAGCGGCGCGGGAGGUGGUGCAGCUGCAUCAGCGGGAGGCGGCAGCAAUAAUGGCGCCAGCAGCACGUCUCAUUCGCACUCCGGCAAAAAACCCGGACUCGACUGGAACAAGCUGAUCAAGCGUGCACUGGAGGGCCUCCACGAACCCGGCGGCUCCAGCCUGAAGAACGUGGAGCGCUUCCUGAAGUGCCAGGCGGACGUGGCGGCCUACCUGUCGAGCAGCGGCUCCAUAGGAGCCGGCCUCUUCCACCAGCACCUGAGGGUGGCUCUGAAGAGAGCGGUGGCGCACGGCCGCGUGGUCAAGCAGGGACAGACCUUCCAGCUGGUGAGCCGCAGUGGAGGCGGAGGCGGCGGCUGCCAGAACGACGGGACUGGGACGGUGUCUCUGGAAACGCUGCCGCCCGUUCGACUGCUUCCUCAUGAGAAGGACAAGCCCGUGGCGGAGCCCAUCCCCAUCUGCAGCUUCUGUCUGGGGACCAAGGAGCAGAACCGCGACAAGAAGCCUGAGGAGCUCAUCUCCUGCGCCGACUGCGGCAACAGCGGCCACCCGUCCUGCCUCAAGUUUUCCCCAGAGCUCACUGCACGAGUUAAAGCUCUGUGGUGGCAGUGCAUCGAAUGCAAGACCUGCAGCAGCUGUCAGGAUCAGGGGAAGAAUGCGGAUAACAUGCUGUUCUGUGAUUCUUGUGACCGGGGCUUCCACAUGGAGUGCUGCGAUCCGCCUCUCACACGGAUGCCCAAAGGCAUGUGGAUUUGUCAAAUCUGCCAACCCAGGAAUAAGGGAAAGACGCUUCUGCACGAAAAGGCGGCGCAGAUCAAACGGCGGUACAACGCGCCGCUGGGGCGGCCCAAGAACAGACCAGGGCGACCCUUCAAGAAGCUGGGAGGCCGAGGUCGGAGGAAGCGCUCCACCUCGGCCAACUCUUCCUCCAGCUCCUCUUGUGAAGGUUACCCCGGCGAUGACCGGCUACUUUUUUCGAUGCGCGGGGACGACGAGCAGUCCAACAGCAGCCUGCACUUCAACAGCAAGACCAAGGGCCUCAUCGACGCCCUCACCAAGUUCUUCACGCCAUCGCCGGCGGGCCGCAAGGCGCGGCAGGAGGUGGUGGACUACUCGCAGCAGUGUCGCAUUCGGAAGAAAGCGGGACGUAAAGGAGAAGGAGAUGACGGGGGUGACAAUCAGGACGGCAGCGACUGGCGGGAGGACGAAGACAAACUGCCCGGACACGAGAACCUGACAGAAAAAGACAUUGAACUGUUCAAACAUAUUCAGGAGCUGGCGCUUCAGAAAGUUGGCGUGACUGGUCCACCAGACCCACAGAUGCGCUGUCCGUCAGUCAUUGAAUUUGGCAAGUUUGAAAUCCAGACCUGGUACUCGUCUCCGUACCCGCAGGAGUACAGCAGGCUCCCCAAACUGUACCUGUGUGAGUUCUGCCUGCGCUACAUGAAGAGCCGCAGUAUCCUCUACCAGCACAUGAAGAAGUGCAGCUGGUUCCACCCUCCGGCCAACGAGAUCUACAGGAAGGACAAGGUUUCUGUUUUUGAGGUCGAUGGAAACGUUAGCACAAUCUACUGUCAGAACCUGUGUCUGCUGGCCAAACUUUUCCUGGACCACAAGACCCUUUACUACGACGUCGAGCCCUUCCUUUUCUACGUCCUCACGCAGAACGACAACAAAGGUUGCCAUCUGGUCGGCUACUUCUCCAAGGAGAAGCACUGUCAACAGAAAUACAACGUAUCAUGCAUCAUGAUUCUUCCACAAUACCAGCGCAAGGGCUACGGACGCUUUCUCAUCGACUUUAGCUACCUGCUGUCAAAACGGGAAGGGCAACCCGGCUCCCCGGAAAAGCCCCUGUCGGACCUGGGCCGGCUGUCCUACAUGGCCUACUGGCGCAGCGUGGUGCUGGAGUGCCUUCACGAGGUCCGCGACCGGCAGCUCACCAUACGGCAGCUCAGCAAGAAGACGGGCAUCUGCCCGCAGGACAUCACCACCACCCUGCACAGCCUCAACAUGCUGGAGCAGCGAGGAGACAGGCUUGUGUUGGUGCGAAGGGAAAAGGUGGUGGCCAACCACAUGGCUCGCCUCCUGGCUCGGCCGCGACAGCUGGAAGUUGACCCCGAGUGUCUCCGCUGGACGCCGGUCAUUGUCACAAAUACCGUCGUCUCGGAAACGGAUGGAGAGGAGGAGGAGGAAGAGGAGGACAACGAAGGACCAGACGAUGGCAUUCAUAAGAUGAAACCAAGCCACAAGGUUCCAACAACACCCUGGCAGAUGCAGCAGAGAGUGGAGGAUGAAGAAACAAAGGGCUUCCUGGGGUUUCCCAUCAACCAAAGCACCCCAGCUUCCCCAUCCGUCCAUGGCCAGCCGUCUGUCCCAGAUGCUGCGCACCCUCCUCUGCCAACGAACGGCGAGCGUCGGCCGCGGGGUCGUCCACCCAAAAACUGCCCCUGGGGCAAGAUAAAGAACAGCACGCGCGUCGGACGGCCACCCAAGAUCCGCCCCAUGGAAGACGAGGACGAUGAAGACGAUGAGAUUCUGGGGGAGGGCCGGACAGCUGGCUCUUCGAGCAGCCCACCGUCCCUUUUCUCCUUGGAUAGACAGGGAGACUCCUCAGCUUUUCACUCUCUGGACUUGGCGAGGUACCCCUCCAUAACCCCUACCACGCGAAGAGGGCGACCGCCGAGAAAGAAGAGGGGCCCGAAGCCUAGGCUUCCAGACGGGACUGGGGAGGGACUGACACAGUCGGUCCUGUUCAGGUUAAAUGAAGCGGCGUCUGUCGACAAGAGCUGCUUCAGCGAGAGCAGCGACGACGAGGAGGACGACGACGAAGAUGACGACGAGGAGAGGGGAUGCUCCCCGCCCAUCCUCACCAAGCCAGCAAUAGGCCUCAAAUGCAAGAAACCCCUAAAGAGGCCUCGGUUUCGUCGGAGCAGUCACCCACAGAGCAGCGUGGUGACGGAGACCAUUUCCGAGACGACAGAGGUGUUGGAUGAGCCCUUUGUAGACUCAGAUUCCGAGAGGCCUAUGCCCAGACUUGUAGAGGAAACGUCUCUGGGCCACCCACUGCGUCGCUACCCCCCAGCGAGAUCUGCUCUGAGAUUGUCUGAGCCAACACCCAAGAGACCUCGCCACUCCAACCUCUCUGAUUCAGAGGAAGAUGAGCUAACACCUGUUCUGAGUGUAUCCGCACUGGCAGCGAGGCCAUCAGAGUUAACAGUGGUCAACCCCGAGGUCCCUGUCAAGAAGAAGAAGGGUUGGCCAAAAGGAAAGAGCCGCAAACCGCAGUGGGCGAAAUGCGAUCCCGGGAAACCCCCCGGUGGUGGGCCUAACCAAGAAGGCGGCCAGAUCCAAAGCAGAGAUUUGCACACCCCUAAAAUCAAAAUGAAGCCUGGCCGCAAGCCGCGGGGCUGGUAUCUUCAACGGGAGGAGGCGGAGAAGCAGGAGAAGGAAAGACAGCGGCUGGACAAAGACUCCCAGCUGCUCCAGGGAGAGGAUCACACAAGUCUGCGACUCGGCGAAACUGACAAACAAAAAGACUCGGACGAUGACGACUAUUUCCCUAAACCUACCGAACAAAAAGUGCCCAAAAGGCGAGGGAGGCCGCCAAAGAACCGUUCCAUCCACCAGCCACCGCAGCCUGCCGCCAAGCCUCCUCCCACCUCCGAGCCGGACGAAGAGGAUGAAGAAGAUGACGACGAGGACACUGAAACCGCAUGGGUGGACGACAAGCCCAGCCGUCCACCAUCCCGUCCCCUACUGUCCCCCUCUUCUUCCUCGUCUGCGUCAGGGCCACGGGCCCCACAUUCCCAACCCCACGACGCAGAGGUAGCUGACGGGCAGGACGAUGACGACAACGAAGACAGGGAAGAAGAGGAAAGUGGCAGCAUGGGCAGCGGAGGCAGCAGCGUCACCAGGCGAGUGGCCGUCACACCGGGUUCCGGCAGCAGGCGGAGCGAAGAGCACGACGCAGAUGACGAAGGUGACGGGCAUUUAGAAGACAAGAGCAACAGCUGCAAGUCGAGAAAAAGACAGGAUACGGACGACGAAGAAGACGAGGAGGAUGAGGAGGACGAGGAUGAGCCCACAUCUCGGCCAAACUCUCCUCCGGUCAAAGAAGAACCCCAAGGUGGCGAGGCUUUUUUAGACAUGGACAACAGCGUGGUGCCAACCUAUGUCAGCAAGCAGGAGGAAGACGAGGAGGAGGAGGAGGCUGAGAAGGAGGUGCAGGAAGCCAAGUCUCCGCCUCCUUCCACUGACCCCGUGCAGGAGGAGAGGCGGCGCAGGGAGCAAGAGGAGUCGGCCGCAGCGGCUGCAGCCGUGGAGACGGUCACCGCUAUGGCCGUCCCUUCUGAGAACAUGCAGCUGGAGUCGCUACACCCGGACGACAAAGACGUCACGCUGUUGAUGGAACCUCAACACGCACACUCCCACCCACACCAGCACUCUGAGUAUAAGGAGGAGUUGGGCCAACACCAUACACACCACCAGCAUCAGCACUCCAACGAGCUGGACCUGGAGACGAUGCAGGCCGUGCAGUCGCUGACGCAAGGAGAGGCCCAGGAGGAAGAGGCAGAGCCGCAGCCCCACCAUGGCGCUUACCAAGACUGCGAGGAGACACUAGCUGCAUGCCGGACCCUGCAGAGUUACAGCCACACGGGGGAGAACGAAGAGGAGGGUCUGCCUUUGGUGGAGGAGUGUGGAGCUUCACAACAUAGCAGCCCACUCCCAAAUCCUCCAGUGCCUCCUUUGCCCAACCAGUCUGUCCGCUCGGUCAACAGUCCAGGGUUGUCUUCAGCCGUCGUGGAGAGCGCGCCGGCCGGACAGAGGGGCGGUACGCCGGGCCCCACCGGAUCCACAGGCAGCAGCAGCAGCAGCUACACCCAAAUCACUCCAGAACACCCGAGCUCACUGUCUGCCCCAUCCCAGCAGAAUAUGGAGACUUCUCCAAUGAUGGACGUGCCAUCGGUGUCGGACCACUCGCAGCAGGUUGUGGACAGUGGCUUCAGUGAUCUGGGCAGCAUCGAGAGCACGACAGAGAAUUACGACAACCCCAGCAGCUACGACUCCACUAUGGGCGGCGGAGGGGGCAACGGAACAGGAAGCGGGGGUAACGGAGGGGCGAUGUCGGGUGCAGUCGUGGCCGGACCCUCUGCAGCUUCGUCAUCUUCCUCCUCCACCACCUCUGCCACUCCAUCUUCCUCGUCUUCGCAGUCCAACAGUUGCUCCUUUGUGCAGACUCCCAGCCUCGCGCCCUCCACAGCAAAUGGGGGGUCCCAGUUGGGAAUGGGCAGCUGCAGCCUCAUCCAGCAAACUGGACCAGGAGCUAGUAAUGCAGUGCCGCAGCCUCCGCCACCCCCACCUCCUUCCAACACCCCCAGCUGCGGUAUCAAGUCCCCUCAAAGCUGCGGAGUGAUCGAGAGGCCCCCCAGCACCAACCAGCAGCAGCAGCAACCUCAGUCGCAGAAAAAGGUUCCCCAGCAACCGCCUCAGCAGCCGCAGCAAACCUCCAAUCCUCAAUCCCAACCUUCAGCGCCGCCGCCACCACAGCAACAGGCAUUGUCCCAAUGCAGCAUGGGCAACGGUUUCGCCUCCACACCCAUGAUCAUGGAGAUCCCAGAAAGCGGAGGGGGCGGAGGAGGAGGCCGUGCCAUCUACGAGCGGAUGAGCCAGGACUUCGGCACAGGGAGCUAUCCUCAGUCCACGGCCACUUUCAGCCUGGCGAAGCUCCAACAGCUCACCAACACUAUCAUGGACCCACACGCCAUGCCCUACUCGCACUCUGCCUCCGUCACGUCGUACGCCACCAGCGUCUCCCUGUCCAACCCAGGCCUGGCCCCUUCGCCCCAUGCCCUUCCUCAAGGCCAGCCCACCAUGACCUCACCGGCCAACCUCAGCUCCAGCUCCAUGAACCUGGGCUCGCUGCAGCUGCAGUGCAACAUGCCAGCGACCAACAUCAGCCUGGGUCCUCCGCAGUCGCACAGGUUGCAGGGGCAGAUGGCCACGGUCAAAGGCCACAUCUCCAUCCGCUCCAAAGCCACACAGCAGCUGGCGCCAGCCUCGCAUCAGCAGCAGCUCUACGGCCGCAGCUCGGCCAUGCAGGGCACCACCCGGACGCUGACGGUGCAGCGCGGCAUGAUGCCCAACCUCAUGCCCACGCCGGCGCCGUACAACUCCAUGAACAUGACGCCCCUGAACGCCAUGUCGGCCGGUUACAGAAUGCCGCAGAGUAUGAUGAACAGCGGUUACCACAGCAACCCCCCCUACAUGAACCAGCCAGCGCAGUACCCCAUGCAGAUGCAGAUGGGCAUGAUGGGAGGCCAGGGUUACCCCCAGCAGCCUAUGCAGCCCAAUCACCAUAGCAACAUGAUGUACACGGGCCCUUCCCACCACAGCUACGCUGGCGUCCCGAAACAGUCGCCGUACAUGAGCAGAUGAGCAGGGCGACGGAGACGUGGGACCAGUAUUGACUCUCAUAAUGUUUUUAAAAUGCCCCUCGCUCCCCUCUGCCUGGUCCAGUGCCUCUGCUGGCAGCGAGGGGGGCGGGGCUAGGUUGAUCGGAGGCGGAGUGUGCUUGGAUAUCCUGUUCCUCUGCGCAGUCAUUUUUGUCCAGGUUUUUAAUUUUUUUGGGGCUUGGUUCUCCCUUCAGCUGGCUGUGUUCGGGGAUUCGGGACGCGUACCACAGGGCUGAAUCAGGGGCCCCCUGACGUUCAAAGAGCCAAAAUGGGGUACAGUGUCCCCUGGAGCGGGAGGUCAAGAACGACCAAAAAAAACAACUAAAACAAAACAAAGAAAACCAUGAAUGACCCAGAGAGACGAUACAGGAAUUCCUUCCUCCAACAGACUUUGAAUGAGAUUUAAAGAAUGGUUAACUGAGUAUAUCCAACCAUGCACACAAUCUUUUAAUUGAUAUAGGAAGCCUUAUCUUAAAAAAAAAAGACCAUGAAAGCUUGUAGGUGGACUGUUUUGUUAAACAUAAUGUUAUAUAUUAUUUUUCUUGUCGUCUUUUUUUUUUUUCUGUUCGUUUUUUCGGAGUACUCGUGUGCAGUCCGACCUCUUAUUUGCUUUUGUCUUUAUAUGUGUGGCAUUCCGAAACGGUGACACACACACCACACACACACACCCGCUAGGCCUCUCCGAAAAGGUUGAGCGUCUCUCCGAGGCAGCUCGGGUCAGACGACGGUUCCUCCAAAACAAUUAAAAUAAAAUAAGAUAAAAAGCGGAAGGCUCGGGUAUCUGAGGCGGCGUCUGAGCUGUUUUCCAGAGUCUCUGUCUUCCCAGAUGGACAGUGUUGUACCAAAAAACACGGCAAAGACAGAGGAGCCGAGCGUGUUACUGUCUUAUUAAUGAUAUGUCCAUAAAAGAAACAAGUAGCAUUAUUUUCCAGUUUGCUGCCACUUGGAAACAAUUUUAGAUGUAAAUAUUCUGGUACUUCCCUUACACACGUAUAUAUGUAACAUCCACACACGCUGACUAGCCGUCGCCAAUCGGCGGCUAGCUCAGGAUCGUCCAACAUUCAGCUCCUUCUUUUUGUCCACACUCCACUGACCGACGGUGUACAGUGUCAGUUCUUGUUGUUUUUAGCAGCUUGGGGGAAGCAGAGUUGACCUGCUCAGAGUCAAGGGUUCUUUAUUUUUUAUUUUUUUUAGUUAAAACUGUAGUGUUUCUUUCUGCACUCCCACUGACUAGACGUUUGGCAGCAGACAUCCAGCCUUUCUGAAAGGUGUGCCUAAAAUGCCCGGUCUAGUGCUCGGGUCGGCCCUCGGACGGAGGCGCACUUAAGCUAAAGCAGGGUGAGAGACGAGUGAGCGCUCCGACUUUCCCCAUGGGGUACGGCGUUCAGAUGACAGGUGUAAACAGGUCGCUCCAUGUACCAGUAUUUAAAGUCAAAAGAGGACGGGAUUUUUUUGUUGUUGUUGUUCUCGUUUGUGUUUUUCUUUUUUCUACAUGCAUACUUUCUUUUGAGUGUAUCGCUCUGUUCUGUUCUGUCCUCGUUUCUUUUGUCAUUUGGUUUCUGAAUUUUAUCAGACUGGGCAGCUUUCUUUUAUGACACAAAAGCUGACUCUUUUUGUCUUUAGAAAACUAUUGUAGAGAUUUUUUUUUUUCUAUAAUAUAAAAAGGAAAUUCUGACAUUGAUAUUGGUACUGUCAUUUUUUUGUCCCCCUCCCCCUCCGUACCUUCUCACUUCUGUUUCAGGAAACGACAACAAAAAAAAUAACAAACAUUUUUUUAGCUCGCCUCUUGGAUAAUUGCGAAGAAAUUCAAAAUGUAAAAAAAAUUACCACUCACUUUUAGUGACUUUAAGAUGCCUUUAACCUCUCCAUUCCAUCUCAUCUCUAGAGUUUUUCUAUCUUUCUGUAGUAUAUUAAUGCUAUUUUAAACAAAAGGACUACAAAUAUCUAAAGGUCACUUGGCAUUGUUUUCGUUUUGUUUAUUGUUUUUCUUUUUUACUCGUGUGCGUGCGUGUAUGUGUGUGUGCGUGCGUGCGUGGGUAUAGGAUGACUUCCUUACAUUUAAGAGGCAUGUACAAAUGAGCUCGGUAUAUUUGUCUGUUUAUAUUGCUUCCCUUUUUGUAUCCUUUGUAAUUGUACAUGUCGCGUUGUAUGCUAAGAGAGAGCGCAAAAUAAAGAGACGCGGGUGACAGCGGAGCACACAGUGAAGGUUGAGUCGUGCUCAGCCGCCUCAGCUCUCUACUCUGUCCCUGUAUGUAUUUCAAGUUAUUCAUUUUGUUUUUAUUUUUUAUUUUUCUUUCUUAGCAAGAACUCUGUACAUUUUAACAUAAAAUGGAAAUAAAUUAUGUUGAGCCA